Molecule: messenger RNA, 1803 nt
Organism: Labeo rohita (rohu)
Lineage: Eukaryota; Metazoa; Chordata; Actinopteri; Cypriniformes; Cyprinidae
Product: H/ACA ribonucleoprotein complex subunit 1
Exons: 9
Coding region: 285-1334 (349 amino acids)
Biological process (GO): mRNA export from nucleus
Molecular function (GO): mRNA binding
Source: RefSeq, a predicted model, not a curated record
UUAGACACGGCGCUAUUUUGGGGCUCUUGUCACAUUGGUCGUCAGAUUCAUUGCGCUGCUGGGCUGGGUCACGCUGCUUGGACUCACCAUUGACUUGAUCGACACAAAUAAACACAAAGAAAGCGCACUGAAACCGGGUCGAUUUAAAAAAGUUGCAUAGUUCGUGUCGUCACUGGCAUUUCUGUGUCGACAAACCUUUGGAAGUUAUCGAGUGUAAAUACUUGGGUGUUAGACGCGACGCUUCCGAAACUUUUGCGUGCGUUCCGACGACAUAAAAAGGCGAAAUGGGCGAGAAUGAUGUUCAGAUGGAGAGUACAGAGCAAAUGCAGGAGCCACACGCUUCAACCUCGGACAAAAUCGACUUGUCAUUAGAUGACAUUAUAAAGCUGAAUAAAAAGGAACAGAAGGCAAACAGAGCUAAAACUAAACGUGCUGUUAACAGGAACAACGUCUUGAAGAAAUUCAACCAGGUUCCACAGCAACAGAGGGGACUCAGACGAGGAGCGCAGCAGUACCAAGGGCCCGGCAGAGUGAGAGGUUUGAGUAGACAAAGGGGAUCCGGGAGGGGCAUGAUGUCAAGAAGGGGUUCACUAAAUACAGCUGCUGCUGCUGCCACGACAGGUGAAACAUUUGAUCAGACCACAUUCACAUCGCGGGGGACAUUCAGGGGACGAGGAAGAGGUAGAGGAAGAGGAGGCGGACUGACAAGGGGUGCAUUGUCAGCAAGGGGACAAAGGGGUGGAAGACCAUUUCUAUUAGACAGAGGGUAUUCCGCUACAAAAAGGGCGGAGAAAUUACAGAAGUAUGAGACAAUAAGAAGUCGAAGAACAGCACCAUCUGGCUCCACGCUGACAGUUUCCCUGCCAAAUGCUAAAUCUGCACCUGUCACUGUGAAGACUUCUAGUCAGGCUAGGAGGGGUGGGGUAGUGUUAAGGGGCAGAUCAUCUAGAGGAGCCGGUAAUUCUUCACCUAAGGGGAUUCCUCUGCAAUUUAACUACAAGGCAACUACUAACCAGACUGCCGUAUACCUUAAUGACCGUUUCACUGACCUGAGGUUAAGAGGGCGAGGACGGGGCCGGGGAAGAGGUGUUGGAAGAGGAAGAGGAAGAGGAGCUGUUGGAGGAGGUGGAGGAAGAGGAAACAUUGUUGGGGGUGGACGAGGUAGAGGACAAGGAAAUAUUAUAGGUGGUGGAAGAGGCAGAGGAAGAGGAAACAUUAUGGGAGGUGACAGAGGCAGAGGAAGAGGAGGGGUUGGUAUUACAAGAGGAGGGAGAGGCUUGAGAAGAGGGAGGGGAGGAUCAAGAGGAGCCAAUCGAACAGUAACUCUUCAGUGAUUAGAAGUAUGGCCAUUCGAUUUUAUGAAGUAGUACUGUUUACUGUGAUGCACUGAAAUUUUGGGGUGACAAUAUUGGGGUGAAAGAGAAAAAAAAUCAUUUUGCUGCAUUUGCUAUUCACUGUAAUGAUGUCAUUCAUCUAAAUAUUUUAGAAAUUUCUGAAAGCGGGAUAAGGGGAUUUUAUUGCAGUGUACAAACAAAAUAUUGUCUUUUUAAAGAAAAAUGAAUUUGAUUGUUAUAUGAUGAAAUUUUUACAUUUUUAGGUUAUGGAAAAAUACAAUUAUGAAUGGCACCUUAGAGGGUAAUGAAGUGCCUCUUUAAAUACAGUGUAAAUACUGUUUUGGAUUCUGACACUAGAAGAGGUUAUCUCAGUAAUAGCAAUUGUAUCCUAUGCUUCAAGUAAAAUGUAAAUACUCAAAAAGUUGUUUACAUUUGAUAUCAUUAUAUCAAUAAACACCAAUGAACAUUU